Molecule: messenger RNA, 2115 nt
Organism: Felis catus (domestic cat)
Lineage: Eukaryota; Metazoa; Chordata; Mammalia; Carnivora; Felidae
Gene: ATP6AP1
Product: ATPase H+ transporting accessory protein 1
Exons: 10
Coding region: 71-1465 (464 amino acids)
Cellular component (GO): proton-transporting V-type ATPase complex
Source: RefSeq, a predicted model, not a curated record
CUCAGGGGGGGCGACGGUCACCUGAUCUGCAGCGGCGGCGGCGGCCGAGGCAGCGGAGGCCGAGGCUGUGAUGGCGGCGACCGCAGCAGCUCGGCUUCAGGCGGGGACGCGGCAGGCCCCAGCGCUCUGGCAGAUGCGGUGGCUACUGCUGGUGCUGGUGGCGGUGGCGGAGGCGGAGCAGCAGGUGCCGCUGGUGCUGUGGUCGAGUGACCGGGACUUGUGGGGUCCUGCGGCCAACACCCACGAGGGCCACAUCACCAGCGACAUGCAGCUCUCCACCUACUUAGACCCCGCCCUGGAGCUGGGCCCCCGGAAUGUGCUGCUCUUCCUCCAGGACAAGCUGAGCAUUGAGGACUUCACAGCAUAUGGUGGCGUGUUUGGAAACAAGCAGGAUAGCGCCUUUUCGAACCUGGAGAAUGCCCUGGAUCUGGCUCCUUCCUCUCUGGUGCUUCCUGCCGUCGAUUGGUAUGCGGUCAGCACUCUGACCACUUACCUGCAGGAGAAGCUUGGGGCCAGCCCCCUGCACGUGGACUUGGCCACCCUGCGGGAGCUGAGACUCAAUGCCAGCCUCCCAGCCUUGCUGCUCAUCCGCCUGCCGUACACAGCCAGCUCAGGUCUGAUGGCGCCGAGGGAAGUCCUCACGGGCAAUGAUGAGGUCAUCGGGCAGGUGCUGAGCACACUCAAAUCCGAAGACGUCCCGUACACCGCGGCCCUCACGGCGGUCCGCCCUUCCCGGGUGGCCCGUGAUGUAGCCAUGGUGACUGGGGGGCUAGGUCGCCAGCUGCUGCAAAAACAGACAGCGUCAGCUGUGGUCCAUCCCCCUGUGAGUUACAAUGACACCGCCCCCCGGAUCCUGUUCUGGGCCCAAAACUUCUCGGUGGCAUACGGGAACCACUGGGAGGACCUGACCUCCCUCACCUUUGGGGUCCAGGAUCUUAACCUCACUGGCUCCUUCUGGAAUGACUCCGUUGCCAGGCUUUCGCUGACCUACGAACAACUCUUUGGUACCACCGUGACAUUCAGGUUCAUUCUGGCCAACCGCUUCUACCCGGUGUCUGCCCGCCACUGGUUUACCAUGGAGCGCCUUGAAAUCCACAGCAACGGCUCCGUCACCUACUUCAACGCCUCCCAGGUCACAGGGCCUAGCAUCUACUCCUUUCAUUGCGAGUACGUCAGCUGUCUGGGCAAGAACGGCGACCUCCUCGUGCCCCGCGUGCGGCCCUCUCUCUGGCAGAUGACCCUUCAGCACUUCCAGAUCCAAGCCUUCAACGUGACAGGCGAGCAGUUCUCCUACGCCAGUGACUGCGCCGGCUUCUUCUCCCCGGGCAUCUGGAUGGGGCUGCUCACUUCCUUGUUCAUGCUGUUCAUCUUUACCUAUGGCUUACACAUGAUCCUCAGCCUCAAGACCAUGGACCGCUUUGACGACCACAAGGGCCCCACCAUCUCUUUGACCCAGAUUGUGUGACCCCGUGCCCGUGGGGGGUUGCAGGCACGAUGGUGUCCAGGUUGUUGCUUUCCCACCUCGAGGCACGCUGGACCGAAGGGCUUCCCCUCUUCCUACCAUAGCAUGAACCCCCAGUUCCCCUCGGCCUGUCUUGUUACCCGUUCAACACGCUGAGGGGCUCUCCACCCUCCAUCUACCAGCAAGGUGUACAUAGUUCUUCGUAGAUAGGAGACAGAUCUCCCAGGUCCAGUCAUUGUAGGGGGAGAGGACAUGAGUUCUGGGACCCCCUCUUCCCCCUUAUUUAUUCUCAUCUCUCCACCUUCACCCUUUGCUGUUUAUAGUGCUUUUGUGUAUCAAAUGCUCCCUCCCCAGACUUUACGGGGCUCCCUGCAGCAGCUAGAAGCUGAAGGUUCCCUGAGUUUGGGGCGGUGUGGAAGUACUAUUUAAUUGUCCUGCUUGGCUGGUGUCAUUGUCUUUUGGUGAUGUUGUGCUAAUAAUAAGCAGUACGCUGGGGUUUAUUUCUGUGGCCUGAGAAGGAAGAGACCUCCACAGCAGCUGGGUUGGGUGUAAUCAUUGGUUUUCUGGCAUGUACCCGCCAGGAGUGCCUGGCAGGAGCCUGGGGUUCUGGGUGGUUUCCUUCCUAAUAAAAUAAAGACAGGUUGCCAUGCUUA